This is a messenger RNA of Myotis brandtii (Brandt's bat), 2641 nucleotides long. It is a transcript of the gene PPP1CB, whose product is annotated as protein phosphatase 1, catalytic subunit, beta isozyme. Gene Ontology annotation, biological process: circadian regulation of gene expression; regulation of circadian rhythm. Gene Ontology annotation, molecular function: protein serine/threonine phosphatase activity. Gene Ontology annotation, cellular component: cytoplasm; nucleus. The record is from RefSeq and is a predicted model, not a curated record. Bases 33 to 932 code for a protein of 299 amino acids. The transcript is spliced from 7 exons. Lineage: Eukaryota; Metazoa; Chordata; Mammalia; Chiroptera; Vespertilionidae.
UACGAGGAUGUCGUCCAGGAAAGAUUGUGCAGAUGACUGAAGCAGAAGUUCGGGGCUUAUGUAUCAAGUCUCGGGAGAUCUUUCUCAGUCAGCCUAUUCUUUUGGAAUUGGAAGCACCGCUGAAAAUUUGUGGAGAUAUUCAUGGACAGUAUACAGAUUUACUGCGAUUAUUUGAAUAUGGAGGCUUUCCACCAGAAGCCAACUAUCUUUUCUUAGGAGAUUAUGUGGACAGAGGAAAGCAGUCUUUGGAAACCAUUUGUUUGCUAUUGGCUUAUAAAAUCAAAUAUCCAGAGAACUUCUUUCUCUUGAGAGGAAACCAUGAGUGUGCUAGUAUCAAUCGUAUUUAUGGAUUCUAUGAUGAAUGCAAACGAAGGUUUAAUAUUAAGUUGUGGAAGACCUUCACUGAUUGUUUCAACUGUCUGCCUAUAGCCGCCAUUGUGGAUGAGAAGAUCUUCUGUUGUCAUGGAGGACUGUCACCAGACCUGCAAUCUAUGGAGCAGAUUCGGAGAAUUAUGAGACCCACUGAUGUUCCUGAUACAGGUUUGCUCUGUGAUUUGCUAUGGUCUGACCCAGAUAAGGAUGUGCAAGGCUGGGGAGAAAAUGAUCGUGGUGUUUCCUUCACUUUUGGAGCUGAUGUAGUCAGUAAAUUUCUAAAUCGUCAUGAUUUAGACUUAAUUUGUCGAGCUCAUCAGGUGGUGGAAGAUGGAUAUGAAUUUUUUGCUAAACGACAAUUGGUGACCCUAUUUUCAGCCCCAAAUUACUGUGGUGAAUUUGAUAAUGCUGGUGGAAUGAUGAGUGUGGAUGAAACUUUGAUGUGUUCAUUUCAGAUAUUGAAACCAUCUGAAAAGAAAGCUAAGUACCAGUAUGGUGGACUGAAUUCAGGACGUCCGGUCACUCCACCACGAACAGCUAAUCCACCGAAGAAAAGGUGAAGAAAGGAACUGUGGAAAGAAACCAUCAGAUUUGUUAAGGACAUACUUCAUAAUAUAUAAGUGUGCACUGUAAAACCAUCCAGCCAUUUGACACCCUUUAUGAUGUCACACCUUUAACUUAAGGAGACGGGUAAAGGAUCUUAAAUUUUUUUCUAAUAGAAAGAUGUGCUACACUGUAUUGUAAUAAGUAUACUCUGUUAAAAUAUUCAACAAAGUUAAAACCAAAUUCAAAAUUACCCAUUAAAGUUACAUCUUCACUUAUCACAGUUUUUAAAGUUGAAAAGCAUCCCAAUUAAACUAGAUGUGAUCGUUAAAUCAGAUGAAAGCAUGAUGAUCCAUCUGUGUAAUGUGAUUUUAGUGUUGCUUGGUUGUUUAAUUAUUUUGGGCUUGUUUUGUUUUGUUUGUUUGUUUUUGCUAGAAUAAUGGCAAAUAUUUUAAAUUUUUUCCCCUGAACAUUUUUAAAAAUGAAAUGUGGGACGAGCUCUAAAGACAUUCACCAACUAUUAUUUUCUCUUGCUUAUUUACUUAUGUACCUGUUUAAUCUUACUAAGAAAACUUAUGCUUCGUUGCUGUGAAAAGGAAUUUUAGAGGUUGAUAUUUUAAAAGUAUGCAAACUGUCCAAUCCAGUGAUUUAAUCAACAGUUUGACUGGGCAAACUUUACAGCUGAUAGUGAAUAUUUUGCUUCAUACAGAAAUUGCCACAGAUAUGGAUUUGUGCACUCUAAUUUUUAACUGAUUGAUGCUGUAUUGUGCAGUAGCAUUUCAUUUAACUUUAAGGUAAAGUUCAUAGUAUUACCCACCUAGUUGGUAAUGUGAUUAUGUGGUACCUUUGUUUUAGGUUUUAAUUUGCACGAAACACCUUUUGGCAUGCUUAACUUUCUGGAAACACUCUCACCUGCAUCGAUUUUGUUUUUUGGGUUUUUGUUGUCGUUUUUUUGUGUUUAGAUCCAUAAAACAUGGGAAUCCUUUUUUGACAAGCCUUGGAAAGCUGACACUAUCUCUCCCUUUCUCUGUACGAAGGACAUAUUUAAAUGAAUGCUGGUCAGUGGGACAUUUUGUCAACUAUGGGUAUUGGGUGCUUAACAGUCUAUUAAUGCCAUGUGAAUGUUGUAUACGAUUGUAAGGCUUAUGUCACUAAAGAGUUUUAUUCUGAUUUUUCAUGAUCAAAGUCCAUAUGAUAUUGUAUAGACAUGCUUUGUAGUGAACUAUAGUAGCAAUAAUUUCUGUACAUGAUCAAGGGUUUUUUGCAGCAUUUCUUUUCCUCUUCUCUCUUUCUCUUUUUAAGGGUUAGCAUUAACAAAUGGCAAGACUAGAAAAGUGAACAUAAAGAUUUUAUAAGGAGAACUUAGAGGACACAGAUUUGUGAUUUUUGGGUGCGAUACUUUUGAUGUGAUUCUAAAAGCUUUUAUUGAGCAUUGUCAAAUUUGUAAGUUCAUAGGGAUGGACAUCAUAUUUAUAAUGCCCUUUUAUGUGUGCUACCGUAGAUGUGAAAUUCUUGACCUUAAUAUUGUCUUUAAAAAUGUUAAAUUGAGAAUUCUGUUAACUUACGUUUUAUGAAUUGGUGUAUUGUAUUACUGCAAGAGAUUUGAUUUUCAGCUCAGUGCAACGUUCUUUCAAAUGCAUAUGUCUUUUUUUCUAAUUCCAUUUUGUUUUAAAGCACAUUUUAAAUGUAGUUUUCUCAUUUAGUAAAAUUGUCUAACUGAUAUAAA